Ochotona princeps (American pika) is the source of this 1701-nucleotide messenger RNA. It is a transcript of the gene POLE2, whose product is annotated as DNA polymerase epsilon 2, accessory subunit. Gene Ontology annotation, molecular function: DNA binding. The record is from RefSeq and is a predicted model, not a curated record. Gene Ontology annotation, biological process: error-prone translesion synthesis; DNA-templated DNA replication. The transcript is spliced from 19 exons. Gene Ontology annotation, cellular component: epsilon DNA polymerase complex. The coding region runs from base 59 to 1642 and encodes 527 amino acids. Lineage: Eukaryota; Metazoa; Chordata; Mammalia; Lagomorpha; Ochotonidae.
UCGGGGAUGGACCUCCCGGGAAGGGGCGGAGCCUCAGCCGUGGCGCCAAAGUGCAAACAUGGCGCCGGAGAAAGUGCGGAGCCGGGCGCUCUCCGCCUUCAAGCUGCGCGGUUUGCUGCUCCGGAGUGAAGCCAUUAAGUACCUCACUGAAGCUCUUCAGUCUGUCAAUGAAGUGGAGUUGGAAGAUGCCCUGGACAAGAUCAUCGAUGCUGUUGAAAAGCAGCCAUUGUCGUCCAACAUGAUUGAGCGGUCUGUGGUGGAAGCGGCCGUCCUGGAGUGCAGUCAGUCGGUGGAUGAAACUAUAGAACAUAUUUUCAAUAUCAUAGGAGCAUUUGACAUCCCACGCUUUGUGUACAAUGCUGAAAGAAAAAAGUUUCUCCCUCUGUUAAUGACCAACCAUCCUGCACCAAAUUUGUUUGGAACAGCAAGAGAUAAAGCAGAGCUGUUUCGUGAACGAUACAUAACUUUGCACCAGCGGACUCAUAGGCAUGAAUUAUUUACUCCUCCGGUGAUAGGUUCUCAGCCCGAUGAGAGCGGAAGCAAAUUCCAGCUUAAAACAAUAGAAACCUUAUUGGGUAGUACCUCCAAGAUCGGAGAGGUGAUUGUUCUUGGAAUGAUAACACAGUUAAAAGAGGGAAAAUUUUUUCUAGAAGAUCCUACUGGAACAGUACAACUAGAUCUUACUAAGGCUCAGUUCCACAGUGGUCUCUACACAGAGACAUGCUUUGUCUUAGCAGAAGGUUGGUUUGAAGAUCAAGUAUUUCAUGUCAAUGCCUUUGGGUUUCCACCCAUUGAGCCCUCUAGUACCACCAGGGCAUACUAUGGAAAUAUCAAUUUUUUUGGAGGACCUUCUAGUACAUCAGUGAAGACUUCUGCAAAACUGAAACAACUAGAAGAGGAGAAUAAAGAUGCCAUGUUUGUGUUCAUCUCUGAUGUUUGGUUGGACCAAGUAGAAGUACUGGAAAAGCUUCACACAAUGUUCUCUGGUUAUUCACCAGCACCUCCAACCUGUUUUAUUCUGUGUGGUAAUUUUUCAUCUGCACCAUAUGGAAAAAAUCAAGUUCAAGCUUUAAAAGAUGCUCUAAAAACUUUGGCAGACAUAAUAUGUGAAUACCCAAAUAUUCACCAAAGUAGUCGUUUUGUGUUUGUACCUGGUCCAGAGGACCCUGGAUUUGGUUCCAUCUUACCAAGGCCACCACUUGCUGAAAGCAUCACUAAUGAGUUCAGACAGAGGGUACCAUUUUCAGUUUUUACUACUAAUCCUUGCAGAAUUCAGUAUUGUACACAGGAAAUCAUUGUCUUUCGUGAAGACUUGGUGAAUAAGAUGUGCAGGAAUUGUGUCCGUUUUCCUAGCAGCAAUCUGGACAUCCCCAGUCAUUUUGUAAAGACUGUGUUAUCCCAGGGACAUCUGACUCCUCUACCUCUUUACGUCAGCCCAGUGUACUGGGCCUAUGAUUACACCCUGAGAGUGUACCCUGUGCCUGAUCUACUCGUCAUUGCAGACAAAUACGAUCCUUUCACUGUGACCAACACUGGAUGCCUCUGCAUAAACCCUGGAUCUUUUCCAAGAAGUGGAUUUUCAUUCAAAGUUUUUUACCCUUCCAGUAAAACAGCAGAAGACAGCAAGCUUCAAGGCUUUUGAGAUUCUUAAAGCCCAUCUGAAGAAACAGAAUUCAACAUGUUCUACUUGAUGGAAUUUUU